AUGAAACUGGAAUAUAUAAACGUUCUAAAAGAAGAAAAUGGAGGGUAUAAUUUUGAAAACUUAAAUAGAAAUGAAAUUUUAAAGGAAAAAGGAAUAACAUUCCCACAAUUUCGAAAAACUGGAACAACUAUAUGUGGACUAGUUUGUCAAAAUGCAGUUAUUUUGGGAGCUGAUACAAGGGCAACAGAAGGACCAAUAGUUGCCGAUAAAAAUUGCAGUAAAUUACAUUAUAUAAGUAAAAAUAUAUAUUGUGCUGGAGCAGGAGUAGCAGGAGAUUUAGAACAUACUACGUUGUGGUUACAACAUAAUGUAGAAUUACAUCGAUUAAAUACAAAUUCUCAACCAAGAGUUGCUAUGUGUGUAUCAAGAUUAACUCAAGAGUUAUUUAAAUAUCAAGGAUAUAAAGUGUGUGCAAUAGUAUUAGGAGGGGUAGAUGUUACUGGGCCUCAAUUAUAUGGAAUACAUCCUCAUGGUUCUUCUUGUUUAUUACCUUUUACUGCUUUGGGAUCAGGAUCCUUAAAUGCUAUGGCCGUAUUAGAAGCAAAAUAUAGGGAUAACAUGACAAUAGAAGAAGGGAAAAAUCUUGUUUGUGAAGCUAUAUGUGCAGGUAUUUUUAAUGAUUUAGGUUCAGGUGGUAAUGUGGAUAUAUGUGUUAUAACAAAGGAUGGAACACAGCAUAUAAGAUCUUAUAAACAACCAAACGUCCGAUUAUAUCAUUUGCCUCAUCCAACCAUAUAUCCAAAAGGAACUACACCUGUUUUAUGUGAAAAAAUUGAAAAUAUAAAAAAAUAUAUCACAGUUGAAGACGCAUAA
Molecule: messenger RNA, 813 nt
Organism: Plasmodium gallinaceum
Lineage: Eukaryota; Apicomplexa; Aconoidasida; Haemosporida; Plasmodiidae
Product: proteasome subunit beta type-7, putative
Exons: 1
Coding region: 1-813 (270 amino acids)
Cellular component (GO): proteasome core complex
Molecular function (GO): threonine-type endopeptidase activity
Source: RefSeq, a predicted model, not a curated record